AUGUCAAAGGAGAUCAAUACUACUACUACUACUACUACUACUACUACUAUUACGUCCCAGGAAUGGCAUCCUCCUACUUCAUCAGCACCAUCUUCUUCUUCUCUAAUGAUCGAUUCCCAAUUAUCUAAAAAUUUAGCCAAAUAUUCUUUAUUAUUAGAAAAACUGUCCACUUCUUCACAAGUUGAAAAAUUAUCAACAAUAGUAGCUAAAGAUCAUCAAUCACAUUUAGCCAAUUUAAAUGAUUUCAUUCAAGAAUCUCAAUUGAAUCAUAAUAAACAAAUUAGAAAAUUAGAAUUACAAAGAACAGACUUGACUACAGUAUUAACAAAAUAUAAUUCAAUCUUAUCAAAUAUACAAAUAUCAAACAUAAAUGGUCAAUUAUUAAAUAAAAAUAUAACAUCAAUCGAUAAUGAAAAUAUUUUAGUCUCACAAACAUUACAAUUCAUCAAGAACAUCAGAACUUUGAAAAAUAAUAUCAUAUUAAUAGAUUCUGCAUUAAAGGAGAAAGAUUAUCAAGUCGCAGGGAAAGCAAUCAAAGAAAUCAAAUUAUUACCUAAUCAUGAAACUUUAAUAAAUUCAGAAUUUGCCAAGAAAGUUAUACCAUCUUCCACAAUUCAAGAAGAACCAGCCAUAUUAAUUGACAAUUGGUGUCGAGAAUUAACCACUUUAUUUAAAGAAAAAUUUAUAACAGCUGCCCAGAAAAAAGAUAUAGAUGAAUUGACUUUAAUGUUUCAAAUGUUCCCCAUGGUAGGACAAGACCACUUGGGAUUGGAAUUAUAUUCAAAAUAUGUCUGUGAUAUUAUAGCUAAUGAAAGUAGGAAAAUUUUAACUUUUGAAAAGAAAAAUCUUUCAAACUUAUAUUAUUCAAAUGCAUUAUUACAUCUUUUCAAAAUAGUUUCUACCAUAAUUAAUGAUCAUUCCAAGAUUAUUUCCGCCUCAUACGGGAAAAAUUAUAUGAUUCAUGUGAUGGAAAACGUAGAGAAAGAAGCAGAUUUACAAGCAGGGCUUCUAUUGGAUAUAUUUAAUGAAUCAAGAAAUUUAGAUCAAAUCGUUAACAAUAUUAAGCAUUGGAAUGAAAAAUAUCAAAAUAAAGACAAAAAAAACUAUUCAAUUAAACGUAGUAUCAGUACUGAUGAACUACAAAAUGAUAUGGAAAAUAAAAAUAAUAAUACUUCUACGAUUGACAAUAGUAGUAACAAAGACAUUAUGAUACCGAUGAAUCAAUUAUCAACUUUAAUAAAUGAAUUUUCACAAAUCUUACAAAAUUGGUCAAUGUAUUCAAGAUUUUUUUCCGUUAGAUGGAAUGAAUUUUCUGAUAUUAAAACAACUGUCUUGACACCUCCAAAACCUAUUGGUGACAGUAAAUUUAGGACGAAAUUAGUAAAUGAUUCUUAUUUGGAAAGUUUCGAAAUCUUAAUAAUGUAUCAUCUUCAAAAAUCAUUUAAUAAUAGUAUUGCAUUAGAGGAAUUACCAUCUCUUAAUGAAUUGAUUCAAUUACCUACUUUUAAACCAAAUAAAGAUGAAUCAUUAAUACCAAUAACAUCUGUUUUGGAAGAUUUAUCUAUCCUAAUUAGGAAAAAUUUAAUAUCAAAUGUUAACUCAGGUCAAUUUGAUGUCUUAAACAAAUUUAUUGAUAAUAUUUCAAUCUUUAUUCAAAAUGAAUUCUUAGUGAAAUUUAUGCAAAAUAAAAUUAAAAGUUUACAACCGAAAAUUAUUCAUUUAUCAAGUUUGAAAAAAUAUUCUCCUAAAAUUGAUGAUUCAUUAUUACUAUCACCUUCAUCCACAUCUCAAUUACCUACAAGAUCAAAUACACCAGUAAAUAAUCAAUCGAAAAACACUGCAUCCAAUACUAAUACCACAACGAAUGAUGGUUCCAAUAUGAAAUUAUCUAAUCUAAGAGGGUUUGAUUUCAGAGGAGCCGCAGCAUCAGCAUUUACAAACAUUCAAUCAAAUUUACAAACUGUCGUAGUAACUGAAGAAACAGAUACUCAAGAAUCAAUACUAGCACUACAUCAUUACUUGAUUUACAUCAACACCUUAUACUUCACCAAAACAUUCAUUCAUAAAUUAUUAAUUAUAGAAAUCAUUGAUGAAAAUCCUAAAUUAUUACCUGAUAAUUUCCCCUUUCUGAAUAAUUCUGGAACAUUAAGGGAAAAAUUAAUCACAUGUGAAAAUAAAAUAUUUGAACAAACAGAUAAAUUAAUCAAAUGGACAAUAAAAUACCUUUUCCAGAAUUUCUUCCUAUCCAAGAUAAGAAUCUUAUUAACGAACUUGUUUGUUAACAAUGCAUCUCAUACAAGCUCACAUUCUUCUUCUUCAUCCUUUUCUCAUAAGAGAACUGAUAGUCGUAAUAAUAAUACUAAUAAUAACGAAUUGUUCUAUGUUUCUGGAAUAGAUGAUUAUGAAGAUAUGACAAGGAUAAAUGAAUUCUUAAAAAAAUGGCAACAAUUAUUCAUCCCAUUCCAAAAUGUCUUACAACAUGAAGCAUAUAAUCAAUUAUUAUCAUUCGUUGUUGAAUUUAUGAUUAAUCUAUUAGAAAAGAGAAUUUGGUUAUUACAAGUUAAUGAAUUAGGUGCAACGAAAUUAGAUAGAGAAUUAAGUAUAUUUAUUGGGACCGUUUGUGGGUUAAAUUAUAAAUUGAGAGAAAAAUUUACAAAAUUGACCCAAAUUGUAUUAUUAUUGGGAUUCGAUGAUGAUGACUUUAAUUUGGAAACUGGUGACAUUAAAGAUGAUGUUGGAGAGGGAAUUGAUUGGGUUUUAAGUCCACAAGAAAGAAUCAGUGCUAGAAAUUUAAAGAUAGAUAAAAGAAUCUAA
Naumovozyma dairenensis CBS 421 is the source of this 2814-nucleotide messenger RNA. It is a transcript of the gene COG4, whose product is annotated as Golgi transport complex subunit COG4. NCBI's taxonomy places the organism in Eukaryota, Fungi, Ascomycota, Saccharomycetes, Saccharomycetales, Saccharomycetaceae. The transcript has a single exon. The record is from RefSeq and is a predicted model, not a curated record. Bases 1 to 2814 code for a protein of 937 amino acids.